AUGUCUCAAGAUCGUAAGAAUCCUUGGAACCUCAUUAAGAACCCGGUCAACGGCCGCACCCGUAUUUCGCAGGCCUGCGACCGCUGUCGAAGCCGCAAGAUCAAGUGUUCCGGCAAGAGUGACCAGUCACCCCGGUGCACCAACUGCGAGCGCGACGGAUUCCAGUGCGUCGUGAGCGACAAGCUCACCAGAAACAGUUUCCCCAAGGGGUACACGAAAAACCUGGAAAAGAAGCUGCUCGAGGUGGAGCUCGACAGAAACAGACUCAUGCUGGAGGUGCGGGAACUGCGGGAGUUGCACGGCCUUAAAGGCGAGUCGGCACCCCAGGUCAAGCUCGAAGACUCUCCCGGCGCUUGCUGUGACUCCCUGACAAACCGUCCCGCCGUGGACAGUUCCGGUGCGCUUGUGAUCGACCAAUACCUUGUGUCCCCUCUCCAGAAGCACAUCGACCAGCUCCAGCUCAACCUGUUCAACGGGUACGAGAAACAGUCGUCUGCCAUGUCCGAGUCGGAACAGAAGAUGCUCGCCAACUACCACAUGAACCUCAACCGGUACCUCAACCUGGUGUUGUACAAGCUGGUUUUCCCAUUACUGGCCGACAAGUCGGAACACAGUCUCGACCAUCUGAUCUGGCUUUUUUUCAACGACCUCAACAAACUGAUCCCUGUUUUGGACUUCGAGCUAUUCUACAACGACUACCUCACGUUCAUCAACCACUACACGCCGGAGUCGUCCACGUACGUGGAGAACGGCGAGAGUAAGAAGAAGUACCACGAGUUCUCGCCGAAAGAGCAGGAUUUUUUGGUCAAGCUGAUUUUGGUGCUCAAGUUUGCCCUGCCGUCACCACGCGCCGCCGCCCAGUCGUCUGUGCUCAACAAACAGUCGCCCAACCAGUUCGAGGAGGCCAUCAAGCUCAUCAACAACAAAAACCUCAGUUUCCUGUUCCGCAACAUCAACUUUGUCGUGGACCCAUCUCUGGACAAGUUCGAGAUCGUCCUGCUCAUGAUGUACCACCUGCUCAAGUUCGAGAACUACCACAUCAAAAAGGACCAGCAGCCGCCCGUGCCGCUGCUCAGAGACAUCCUGAACGUGUGUGUGUUUCUCAGUAGAGUCUUCUCGCUCAACACCGACUCGGACCAGCUCAGCUUCGAGCCCGAGCUCGCCCAAACACAGAAAAUCCACAGACUCAGACUCUACUGGAGCCUGCACUCGCUCACCAAGCUGUUUGAGAUCUUCUUCAACAUCCAGGUCAGAAAAGACCUGCGCAGCCCACGACCACUGGAAAGCGUUCAGCUGGCCUCCAAGGACCUCGACAUCACCAUCAAGCUCGUUCAGCUGCUCGAUAUUGUUCCAUACAACUUCAUGAGCCUGUCCGAGGCCGACCUGCUUGCGCUGGACGCCCAGCUCGACUCCUGGAACGACCUCGAGUCGAUCGUGUGCAAGGAGAACAAAACAGCCGUCGACAAGCUCAAGUCGUACUACCACUACUUCAAGCUCAACCUGUACCUGCGCACCAGCCACUCGCAGUUGCCGGCCCUGUGCGCGGAGAUCGUGCAGCUGGCCGUGGGGCUGGUGGACGGCGACGUGGAGAAGCUCGCCUUGAACAGCUUCAACUUCCACCUCACCACGCUGCUGGCGCUCGCCAAGCUCGAAGCUCCCGAAGACCGUCCCGCCGAGCACGCCAACCUGUGCGCGCUGUACUCGCAGCUCGCCACAGAAAAGCUGUGCGACCCUGUCGUGGAGCAGCUCGUGAAGCACGUGACCCACCCGCUCGACGCGGAGGACCUACACUCGUUCACAUACUCGUUGGCUCCGUCGUCAUUGUUCAAGCGCAAGGAGCCCGAGCUGUUUGACCUGGCUGCGUUCGAGUCCCCGGCAGAGUACCGCUCGCUCGCCCCGGCCACCGAUCCGGCCGUGGAAAGAGCCUCCAAGCGUCACCGGCACAGAGCCUCGGGCUCGCCUCCGUCGCCGUCCUCGAGCGUGUUCUCGUCCAUCUCGCGCGCGUCGUCCAUCUCGUCCAACCGGCUCUCGAUCGGCUCCGUGGACGCUCCGUCGUGCUUGUUUGCAUCUGCCUCCGCUGCUGGGCCUACCCAAAAGGAGCGCAGCGCGCUAUACGAGACGUACAGCCAGUCCGUCACAGGCAACCUGAACAACGGGCUGCGGCGGCUGCGCAACAACGAGGGCCGUGGCCGGUCGCGGUCGAUGGCCGAGUCGUUUGUCAAGCCCGAGUCGCUGAUCCUCAACGACUUCAAAGUCAGUCUCAACGACCAGCUUCUGGGCCAGGAUAGCUCCGAAAUGGAGCAGACAGAAGACCUGGACCAGCUCACCAACCUCGAGACCAUGGACCUGUUUGCGCCUGCUCUUGACGAGCCCCGCAAACGCGCUGCCUCGUUCAGAGACGACGACGACCUCAACAAGCUCAAGGAAAAAGUGCUCACCAUGAAGUACACCUCUACUUGA
Messenger RNA from Ogataea philodendri, 2460 nucleotides. RefSeq lists its product as uncharacterized. Gene Ontology annotation, biological process: regulation of DNA-templated transcription. The record is from RefSeq and is a predicted model, not a curated record. Gene Ontology annotation, molecular function: zinc ion binding; DNA-binding transcription factor activity, RNA polymerase II-specific. Bases 1 to 2460 code for a protein of 819 amino acids. Lineage: Eukaryota; Fungi; Ascomycota; Pichiomycetes; Pichiales; Pichiaceae. The transcript has a single exon.